GUGGGGUAGGAGGAGGGGGAGUGCGGAACUGCAGUAAAAUAGAUUCCUUCGGCAAGUGUGCUUUCUCUCUAGCAUUGGGUGUAGCUUGUGAAAGCAGGUUAGGAAAAUCUCUGCUGUGUUUGGAUCUCCGACUGCAAUCUAACAUAGACAUGCCUUCCAAAAUCAUGAACUUUGCCCCUGGGCCAGCUAAAGUCCCCGAAGAAGUUAUCCACCAAGCACAUGCAGAAUUUCUCAACUACAAUAACGAGGGACUUAGUGUAAUAGAACUGACUCAUCGUGGUGCUACAUUCGGAAAAAUAAAUGAUGAAGCUGAAAAAAGUUUGCGACAAGUUUUUGAUAUUCCAUCAAACUACAAAGUGCUCUUUUUGCAAGGGGGUGGCACUGGCCAGUUCAGCGCCGUUCCUCUGAACUUGUGUUCUUCUUCUGACGAUGUCGUGGAUUAUAUUGUGACAGGAACUUGGUCUUCAAAGGCUGCCAAAGAAGCUGAAAAAUACUGCAAAGUAAAUAGGGUCUUGCCUAAAACAGAUGUUUUUACAGGUAUUCCUCCACAAUCAGAAUGGAAGUUAAGCAAGAAUGCAAAAUAUGUGUAUUAUUGUGCCAACGAAACAAUCCACGGCGUUGAAUUCGAUUUCGUACCUGAAACAAAUGGAGUGCCUUUAGUCUGUGAUAUGUCUUCCAAUGUACUAACUAGACCCGUAGAUAUUUCGAAAUUUGGACUAAUAUUCGCAGGAGCACAGAAAAAUGCUGGAAUUCCCGGCGUGACCUUCAUCAUAGUACGGGAUGAUCUUGUGGGUCAUGCCUUACCCAUCUGUCCCACGGUGUUCGACUACAAAAUUAAUGCAGACAACAAAUCACUUUACAAUACCCCUCCAACAUUUAGCAUUUAUGUUUUAGGCUUGGUCUUUAAAUGGAUCCUCUCCAAAGGUGGCGUUGCAGAAAUGCAGUCAUUCAGUGCAGAAAAAUCUAGGCUUGUGUAUGAUGUGAUUGAUUCUUCAGAAGGAUUUUAUCAUUCUGUAAUUAAAAAAGACAGCAGGAGUCGAAUGAAUAUCCCCUUCAGAAUUGGUGGUCCCAGUGGUAAUGAUGAACUAGAAAAGAAAUUUUUAGAAGAAGCCAAGGCUCAAGGGAUGAUUAAUUUAAAAGGCCACAGAUCUGUUGGAGGUAUUCGAAUUUCGCUUUUCAAUGCCAUAACACUUGAAGAAACAAAGGCUUUGGUAGAAUUAUUGAAAAGUUUUCUUCAAGCAAACAAAGUGUAAACAGAAGCACAAAAAGAAUGUUCAAGAAUCGAUUGCAGUUUAUAACAUAGCUUCUAUCAGGAAAAAUGCAUAGUUGAUAUUAGCUUUUCUACUAAUCUACGGAAAAUCAUUUUAAAUUAAUAUUUUUACCAGUGCAACCUAUACAUUCCAAUUUCUUCAUUACUCUAAAUGGCAUUCCAAAGUUCUGCGUCACAAUCUCUGUAAAAUGAAUUUUAAAUGUUGCUUGCUACUUACAAAUGCUUGUAAGAAAAAGCAAAUUUUAUAAGCAAGCUGUUUAAUUUUAUCAAUAUAAUGAAUUUUCUCUGAAAGUUUUUAAAAUACAUUGCUGCGUUUCAUUUUAAUAUAAGCAAAUAUUGUUUACAAAUCUAACUUUAUAGUAAUUUUAUAUUGUUAUAAAUGUAUUUAGAAUUAGUUUUCUUCAAUAAACUUGUUAAUAAAACAUAAUUAUAUAUUUUAACUGUUA
Messenger RNA from Uloborus diversus, 1716 nucleotides. RefSeq names its product probable phosphoserine aminotransferase. The record is from RefSeq and is a predicted model, not a curated record. The transcript is spliced from 10 exons. Gene Ontology annotation, molecular function: O-phospho-L-serine:2-oxoglutarate transaminase activity; pyridoxal phosphate binding. Lineage: Eukaryota; Metazoa; Arthropoda; Arachnida; Araneae; Uloboridae. The coding region runs from base 150 to 1253 and encodes 367 amino acids. Gene Ontology annotation, cellular component: cytoplasm. Gene Ontology annotation, biological process: L-serine biosynthetic process.